AUGGCCUUGCAUGCUGCCUCCCAGGAUGUGUCUCGAAAACACCACGCCUGGAAGGAGCAGAGUCCCUGGCUUUCUUCCUUGGUGAACGUUGUGGGGACUGGGGUGCCCACCAAGGACUUCCCCGCGGGCGCUGAGGAGCCGGCAGCAGGCUGGAACCCACCCCGCUGCGGCGUGCCCGACCUCCCGACGCUGCCCGACGGCCAGAGCGGGCGCAAUCGGCAGAAGCGGUUUGUCCUCUCAGGCGGGCGCUGGGACAAGACCGAUCUCACCUACAAAAUUAUUAGGUUCCCAUGGCAACUGGUAAAAGCCAAAGUGAGGCGGACCAUUGAGGAAGCUUUAAAAGUGUGGAGCGAUGUGACCCCGCUGACCUUCAGCGAGGUGCAGGAGGGCCGCGCGGACAUCGUCAUCGACUUCACCAGGUAUUGGCAUGGAGAUAACCUGCCUUUUGAUGGGCCCGGAGGGAUCCUGGCACACGCUUUCUUCCCCAAGACCCAUCGCGAAGGAGAUGUCCAUUUUGACUAUGAUGAGACCUGGACUAUUGGGAACAACCUGGGCACCGACCUCCUCCAAGUGGCUGCUCAUGAGUUUGGCCAUGUGCUUGGCCUGCAGCACACGGCUGUCUCCAAGUCGCUGAUGUCUCCUUUCUACAUUUUCCGCUACCCGCUCAGCCUGAGUGAGGAUGAUAAACAAGGUAUCCAGUACCUCUAUGGGAAACCCAAACUUGAUCCCAACCCAACCCCAACCCAGCCAGCAGAGCCACCCCAGCCAGACCUUGAAACAAAUGAGAUCACCAAUGUGGAGUCUGUGCAGCCCGACGCCUGCAGCACAGAUUUCGAUGCCGUGUCCACCAUCCGGGGUGAGCUGUUCUUCUUCAAGUCCCGCUUUGUGUGGCGGCUGCGAGCUGGCAAACUGCAGGCCGGCUACCCCGCUCUGGCCUCUCGUCACUGGCAGGGGAUCCCCAGCUCCAUCGAUGCCGCCUUUGAGGACCCUAUGGGCAAUAUCUGGUUUUUCCAAGACUCUCAAUACUGGAUUUACGAAGGCGAAAGGCGAGUUUCUGGCCCCACCUCUAUUGCGGAGCUGGGCCUCCCUGCCUCUCCUGUCCAGGCAGCUUUGGUGUGGGGGGCUGAGAAGAACAAGAUCUACAUCUUCAGUAGAGGCAACUACUGGCGCUUCAACCCUCAUACCCGUCAGGUGGAUAACAUCUACCCUCGGACCAUGGCCGACUGGCGUGGCGUUCCUCAGGAAAUUGAUGCUGCUUUUCAGGAUGAGUUUGGUUUUGCCUAUUUCCUGAGAGGCCAAAACUACUGGAAAUUUGACCCGGUGCAGGUUAAAGUGCUGGACGGCUACCCACGCCAGAUCAGCCAGGACUUCUUCAGCUGCACACCUGCCUCCAACUCCUUCAGAUGAGCAGGGGUGCUCACAUCCUCCACAUUUCCCUCUCAUCUCCCUUAUCUCCAGCAGCCACCCAGAAACAGGGCUCCCACAGCCAUUCUUGGCUCCCUUUAAGCCUCAGCAUCUGACACAACUGGUGUUUGUCACAAGUGACAAAGGCUGCUUCUCUCCAGGUCUACCAGUCCCAACUUCAGUUGCUAUCAAAGCAAAGGGGCUGGUACGUUCUCUACAGACAGAGGGGCCACUAAAUCCCUAACGUGGCCAGGCUCUUCCAGCAAUAGCAUCCCCAGAGAGCUUGAGUAAAGCUGAAAUGGGGUCAAGUUUUCCUAAUUAACCCAGGCCCUAUCAUGUUAAACGGUUCUGGUGGUAUUUCCGAUGUUUACAUUGCUCACAGCAGCAUCCCAUUUACUGUUCCGGCCCUCAGCCUCGGAGGGAGGAUUCCACCGAGACGCUUUCUCACUCUUAGCCAGGGAGUUUUCAGGACAUUGACUGCCUAUGGAGAAACCCAGACGUGUGGCUAUGUCACCAGGGUGGCUUCACCGUGGUGGCAACGGUGAACACUCACACCCUGUCACAGCCCUACUCCUCAUUUUAUGUUGCACCACUAGUCUACAUUAGAAUUUUAUACAGUUUUGUAAAUAAACAAAGUGCCUCCUUCCUUGCAAGGUGCUAGGCUGCAGUGCUGGCCGCUGCCCUGGUGCUCCAAAAGUUCUCCUUACC
This is a messenger RNA of Nothoprocta perdicaria, 2112 nucleotides long. It is a transcript of the gene MMP11, whose product is annotated as matrix metallopeptidase 11. The transcript has 8 exons. Gene Ontology annotation, molecular function: zinc ion binding; metalloendopeptidase activity. The record is from RefSeq and is a predicted model, not a curated record. Gene Ontology annotation, cellular component: extracellular matrix. NCBI's taxonomy places the organism in Eukaryota, Metazoa, Chordata, Aves, Tinamiformes, Tinamidae. Gene Ontology annotation, biological process: proteolysis; extracellular matrix organization; collagen catabolic process. The coding region runs from base 1 to 1407 and encodes 468 amino acids.